Dentiscutata heterogama is the source of this 2271-nucleotide messenger RNA. The record is from the annotation of a GenBank genome assembly. NCBI's taxonomy places the organism in Eukaryota, Fungi, Glomeromycota, Glomeromycetes, Diversisporales, Gigasporaceae.
AUGAAGAUUGAAUCAAAAGAAAAAUCAUUAUAUAUUACCAUUUCUCCAAAAAUGACUGUCGUGGCCGUGUCAGUUCACACUAUAAAAAAUAUAAAGCUAUGGAAAAUAGAUAAAGUCAAACAAGAGUUGCAUAAAAUUAAUGAUUUCUUGUUUAGAGAUAAUGAAUUAUAUCCUGAACCCAAAGAUAAUGAUUCGUAUCCUGAACCUCGUUUAACGAAUAUAUCUGAUACUAAACAUAUUGUGCUAACUCUGAAGAGAAAUUAUCCGUAUAAUUUUGAAAUUUAUAAUUUAAAUACAAGAAGAGAUAAUGACAAAUGGGAUUGCAAAAAAAUGGUUGAAUUAAAAUACUUCACUCAUAGUCACAUAACUUCUAAUGGAAAGUUGCUGCUGGAAAUUGCUGACAUUACUGUUUUGUUGCAAUGGAAUUUAGAAUCGCUGAUCCUUGAACAACAAUACAUGUUAAACAAGUUUCGAUCUCAACUUAAAAUCACUUUAAAUGACAAUUCUACAUUGUUAGCGGUUCGUGGAUUAGUAUACGAUUCAGAUGAUAAAUCCUCAUAUAAAUUAUUCAUUUAUUCGGUUGAACUUGGAAUAUUACUAGCUCAAAGACAAUAUUCUCAAUUGCCUGAAAUAUAUUUUAUUGGUACUGAUGUUGGAGAAAGAAUGUUAGUGUUGUGGCCAGUAAUAGAAAAUUACCAAUAUGAAAUAAUCGAUCCUUAUUCUCUUUCUGAUUCUGUUGAUGCCACAAAGCUCUUUGAAAGUGAUAUUGAAGCAGAUGUAAUCGUUCAAUCUUAUGCAAUACAAUCAGAUAUCAUUAUUGGUUGGUCUAAAGAUGAAGAGAAUUUAUAUAUGCAAUUAUUGAUACAAGAAAAUUGGAUUAAAUAUCUAAGAAAUUUAAACGACUAUAGUAAUAUUGGCUUUCCGUACAGAGUUUCACGAGUCAAAUUAAUGAUAGAUGACAUAAUUAACGAAUAUAAUAAUAGUAAUGGGCAAAAAGUUAAUUUUCCAAUAAAGCCUUCAUAUGAUGGUACUUUAUAUAAAUGGGUUAUUAAAAUUGAUGAUAAUAUUUCCCUAGUAGCACAUAAACAAAUGAAAACUAAAGCACAAGAAACGGAUUAUACGAAAACUAUUUUUUAUUUAUUUAAAAAGGAACUAAAAAAAUAUACAGAAAGAAUAAUACUGAAUUGCGAUCUGCUUGAGAAUGAAAAUUUAGCAAUGAUUACAAUUUUUGGAAUUUAUAUAUGGACAAUAAAAUCAAAUGGAAUCAGAUUACAUUAUUUCUGGAAUGAAGAAGUAAAACGCAUAGAUUAUGAGCCUCAAAGUAUAAUAAAUAUGCUACAAGAGUUUUUACGUUGCUGUGAAGAUUCUGGCAAUUUUCUUCCUACGAUUCAUUUUGACUUGCUUAUAAGGGAUAGAAUCAAGAGAUCUAAUGACUUACAUUAUUUGAGUUUAGAUGAUUCUAGAGAAUUAUUAGAAGAUUAUAAGCAUGAUAAAGUAUUUCUUGCAUGCUACGGAAAGCGAUUGCUUGAGAAACUGAUAGAAUAUAAACAGGACGAACUAAUCGAAGAUAUAAUUCAAAGAUGCAUAGACUUAAGUACUAAAAAUAUUAAAGAAGGUUUUACUGCAAAUAUUGAAUUAUUAAGUAUCAUUACUUCUUCAUUUUCAGAGUUAUCUCAAAAUUAUGAGUCAUAUAUUUCAAAUUUUUUAUAUCAGAUCGCUUUUGUCGUACCCCAUUACAUUAGAAGGUUCUUAAUCAAAAGUGAAUCCAUUUCUUCACAUCUUCAUCACUAUGGGAAUUAUGUUCAGAUAUUGGAAACGACGUUCAUUGAUAUUGCCAUUUCUUGGCUUUUAUGUUAUCUUCAAACCUUUAUUGAAAAGUACAAUCAAAUAUAUAACUUCAUCUAUAGACUCGAACCAAAACCAACUAUUCAAUUAAUGGUUCCUCUGCCAAAUUUUAUAACAUAUUCUUAUCCUUACGAUCCUUUAAUAGAUGGGGUUUAUCCUGCAACCAGUCCAUUUACAAAAUCAAAGAAUAUUGAUUUGUAUAGGUUAUGGAUUGCACAUAUAAAUAAACUUCGUGAAAUUAUAAAACAAAUCCAAAAAGAAUUCUAUUCCAGUGAUAAGCCCUUUAUUUCUCAAAUUCUUUUAAACAUAAUUCAAAUGAGGUUUAUAGAGUCAGAUGAGCUACAAAAAGUUAUAAUAGUUAAAGAGUCAAAAGAAGAGAUCAAAAUUUUCAUUGAGGAGUUAAAUAAACUAGUUGCUAAAAAGUGA